Messenger RNA from Durio zibethinus, 910 nucleotides. RefSeq names its product putative peroxygenase 3. NCBI's taxonomy places the organism in Eukaryota, Viridiplantae, Streptophyta, Magnoliopsida, Malvales, Malvaceae. Gene Ontology annotation, molecular function: monooxygenase activity; calcium ion binding. The record is from RefSeq and is a predicted model, not a curated record.
UAUAAGGAGCUUCAUUGUUUAUCAAAAUGCUCACAACAUCAGAAAGAGAGAAGAGCAAAAAUGGAGAAGGAAACUAUUGCAACUGAGGCACCCAAAGCUCCGGUGACUAGUGAAAGGAAGAUUAGAGAUAACCUGGAAGAAAAAUUACCAAAACCCUAUUUGGCUAGAGCACUGGAAGCUCCUGAUGUGGAACAUCCAAAUGGAACAGCAGGACAUAAGAAUAAUGGAAUGAGUGUUCUUCAGCAACAUGUUUCUUUUUUUGACCAAGACAACAAUGGAAUUGUUUAUCCCUGGGAGACUUACAGAGGUUUGAGAGAUAUUGGCAUCAAUCCAAUUUCCUCUUCUAUUAUUGCAAUUCUCAUCAAUUUAGCAUUGAGUUAUGUCACUCUCCCUGGAUGGCUGCCAAAUCUAUUAUUUCCCGUAUAUAUAGACAGGAUACACAAAGCUAAACAUGGUAGUGAUUCAGCAACAUUUGACACUGAGGGAAGGUUUAUGCCAGUGAACCUUGAGAACAUAUUUAGCAAGUAUGCUCGCACAGAGCCUGACAAGCUAACUUUCCGAGAGAUGUGGCGGAUGACUGAGGCAAAUCGGGUGGCCUAUGACUUUAUUGGCUGGGUUAUAGCCAAGGGAGAAUGGGUGCUUUUGUAUAGGCUUGCUAGGGACGAGAAUGGUUUUCUGUCUAAAGAAGCUGUAAGGGGGUGUUUUGAUGGGAGUUUGUUUGAAUACUGUGCCAAAAUGAACAAGGGUGUUGACAGAAAGAACCACUGAAUGAAGAUUACUAGUUCUAAUAAAAUGUGGUUUUUGCUAUAGGUCUUCAAACAUUUCUGAAUCAAAUUCUUGUCAUUGUAUUAUUGAAUAACUCUUUCAAUCUUUUACUUGUCGGCAAUCAAGUUGAAGUGAUUUCUUAUAA